Molecule: messenger RNA, 1031 nt
Organism: Salvia miltiorrhiza (redroot sage)
Lineage: Eukaryota; Viridiplantae; Streptophyta; Magnoliopsida; Lamiales; Lamiaceae
Exons: 3
Coding region: 204-812 (202 amino acids)
Molecular function (GO): RNA binding
Source: RefSeq, a predicted model, not a curated record
AGUUUUUCUAAAAAAUGGUAUCCAAUUGUUGAUUGUAAGAUCGAUUAGACUAUUCUCACAACUAUUCCCGUUCACCUUAAAAACCCUAUGAACUUCCAAAAUUGAUUUCAAACCCUAGAAUCCGAUCCACCGCCGUCAGCAGCUCCUUGGUUGAUCAAAACCAGGCAAAUAGGAAAAAAAGAAAAAAAAGAAAUCUUUGAUUGAUGGGCACAUCUGCAGAAGAAGAGUAUGGUGCAUUCUUGGUAAAGGUUAAAAGGACAAUUUAUGUGGACAACUUGUCACCCAAAGUUACUGAACCUGUGAUGAGAACUGCUUUUAAUCAGUUUGGGAAUGUGAAGAGUGUUCAGUUCAUCUCUAUGUAUCUGGAACCGAAAAAUGCGCCACAAGCUGCUCUUGUGGAGAUGGAGAACCCGAAACAGGCUAGGGCAAUCAUAGAUGAGAUGGGGAGUUACCCUUUCAUGAUACUAGGGAUGCCAAGGCCUGUCAGGGCUUCUGCUGCUCGACUGGAGAUGUUUGAUGAUCGUCCCAGAAAACCAGGACGAAAGAUAAUAUGUCGUUGGUUGGAUCCUAAGGAGCCCGAGUUUGAGGUAGCCAAGAAACUCAAGUGUGCAGUCAGAAAGCAUGCUGCAGAAACAUUAGGAAUGCUUGAGGUUAAUCUGGAACAACGAGCAGAAGAAGAGAAACUUGCAAGCCAGCAAAGUGAGACAUUGCAAGCACAAUACAAGAAGUAUGAUCUAUUGCAGGCAGUCUUUGAAGAUGGGAGUGCUAAACGUUUGGGACGACACUAUGAGAUGCCCGUUGCAGAUGCAUGAUCACGUUUUAUGGUGGAUUUGUAGGUAGGAUGUAGAAAACCUUGUAGGGGUAAUAUAUUCACUCCCAAUUCUCUUUAAAAUUUCUUUGGAGUUUCUCUUAUGACAUUAGCUUUAUUUAACGAAAGUUUUCACUACUAUGUUUGUGAGAUGAAUCUCCAGCAGAAGCUAAUGUAAAUUCUUAUUAUAUGAGAGAAAUGAGAUUGGAGUAUUGACUAUUAA